Cottoperca gobio is the source of this 1189-nucleotide messenger RNA. It is a transcript of the gene barx1, whose product is annotated as BARX homeobox 1. Gene Ontology annotation, molecular function: DNA-binding transcription factor activity, RNA polymerase II-specific; DNA binding. Gene Ontology annotation, biological process: regulation of DNA-templated transcription. The coding region runs from base 238 to 972 and encodes 244 amino acids. The transcript has 4 exons. NCBI's taxonomy places the organism in Eukaryota, Metazoa, Chordata, Actinopteri, Perciformes, Bovichtidae. The record is from RefSeq and is a predicted model, not a curated record.
UCAACUCUGACCAGAAGUAACGUGUCAAACGCGCAUGGGACGCACAGACGCGCAGAGAAGUGGCUGCCUGUACUUGAUAUUUCCCUUGACCUGAGGAUAACUGUGAUCUACAGUGUUGAUAUCCGGACUGUAGAGACACUACAGGGAGGACAUGACAGCUGGCUUGGGCCACUGAAGGAGAGCGGAUCGGUGUACUUUAUCGCUUGGUUUCUGUAAAGGUGACCGCACAGCCAGAUUAUGCAGCAUCCUUUGGAUAUGGGGCUGCAUUACUACCCUCCGGGGGUUCAUCCUGACCACAGAACUCAUCGUUACAGGAGUUUCAUGAUAGAAGAGAUCCUGACUGAUCACCCGGAGCACAAAGCGUCGGCUCCGGCCGGGGAGCUGCUUAAAUUCGGGGUACAGGCACUCCUGUCCGCCCGGCCUUUCCACAACCAACUGGUGCUGAAAGCCGACCAGGUGAGCCUCCUCAAGUUCCCCAUGUCCCCGCUGUCCUGCUCGCUGGGCUCUCCGCUCGGCUCCCCGCUGCUGUCCGGGGCCUCGGGCCUGCAGCUCGGCGCUGCGUCUCACCACCUCCCGCUGGACCUGCACCUCCGCGGGAAGAUGGAGCACGGAGCCGACGGAUGCAGCAAGACAAAGAAGGGCCGCCGAAGCCGCACCGUGUUCACCGAGCUGCAGCUCAUGGGGCUGGAGAAGCGCUUCGAGAAGCAGAAGUAUCUCUCCACGCCUGAUAGAAUAGAUCUGGCUGAGUCUUUGGGCCUCAGUCAGCUGCAAGUGAAAACAUGGUACCAGAACAGAAGGAUGAAAUGGAAAAAAAUUGUGUUGCAGGGCGGAGGCCUGGAGUCCCCCACUAAACCAAAAGGCCGUCCAAAGAAGAACUCCAUCCCCAGCAGCGAGCAGCUCUCUGAACAGGAGCGCUCUGCGGCUGACACUGACCGCCAGCCUGAAGGCUCAGAGAACACUCAGGAGGAAUGACUCUCAGUGUGGGAAGCUCUUUUGUCUGGAGCCAGACUCAGAACCUGCGUGGAGAGGAUGUGCUGCAAGAUGCUGCUCCUGAAGCUGGGCCGUGUGCUGCGGGCCCUGCACAGGCCUCCUCUCUGCCCGGGCCCUACCAUGCAGCCCCUCAUGAUGAACUGCUGCUGUUGAGGAGGGAGCUCAAACCUGUGCAGUAGGUCUCCCCUUUAUAUUCUAA